This is a messenger RNA of Menidia menidia (Atlantic silverside), 1900 nucleotides long. NCBI's taxonomy places the organism in Eukaryota, Metazoa, Chordata, Actinopteri, Atheriniformes, Atherinopsidae. The record is from the annotation of a GenBank genome assembly.
AUGUGGGCGCGGCCAGGUUCUCUUAUUUUGAAACGAGUCGUCACAUCCGGUCCGGAGGAUCGACACAGCUGUUUAGUCAACGCCGAAAACUGGACGCAUCUGACGGGCCACGAGCAGCAUGCAGAGCCACCAGCGGCCGGCCCCGGGCCCCCAGCCCCUCUAGUGGGCCGUCCACCCGGAGAAAGGGAGCCCAUGAACGCCUCACACGGCUUCCGAGCGCGUGCCACGGCGGCGGCCCGCGUGGACCCGUCUGUGGGAGCAGCUGGGAUGAGAAGCGCAACUUUCCCGAUCCAGACCUGCACGCCGACCGAGCCCAGAUCGGUGCCGUGGGUCAGUGGCACCUUCCACGUCGCCGGCAUGUGCGAGGUGGCCGUGGAGGAGGAGCCCAGCCGGGAGAUCUCGGACUGGGACCGGCGCUCCUCGGCGGCGGAGAGCGGGCUCGUGCUGGUGGUCAACCACGGGCGGGCGCACGCGCCGCUCAGCGUGCUGCUGGCCACGCUGCUCUACUGCGCCGAGUUCGUGACGGCCGCCGUGCUCAGCAGCAUGUACCGCGAGACGGACGACCACAUCUGGAUGGGCUUCACCGUGGCCUUCAUGCUGCUGCCGGCCGUGCUCAUCCAGCUGACCCUCACCUUCAUCCACAGGGACCUGGGCCGGGACCGGCCCCUGGUCCUGUUCCUGCACCUGCUGCUGAUGGGCCCCGUCAUCCGGUGUUUCGAGGCCCUUGCGGUCUACUUCAAGGCGGGCAAACGAGAGGAGCCUUAUGUCACCAUCUCCAGGAAGAUCAGGCUGAAGAAGGACAAACAGACGCCCAUGGAGCUGGAGAUCGGCCAAUCGGAGCGCACGCUGGCCGUGCACAGGAACGCCUUCAAGCGCACGGCCGUCAUCCAGGCCUUCCUGGGCUCCACCCCCCAGCUCACCCUCCAGCUGUACGCCACCAUCCAGGAGAAGUACAUCCUCCCGACCAGAUGUAAGGAGCUGGGGCUCGGGGUGGUUCUGAUGGUCAUCACCCUGAUUUCCAUCACAUACGGGGCUCUGGUGUGCAGCGUCCUGGCCAUCCAGAUCAGAUACGACGACUACAAGGUCCAGCUGCGGCCGCUGGCCUACGUGUGCAUGGUGGUGUGGCGGGGCCUGGAGAUCGCCACCCGGGUCACCGCCCUGGUCCUCUUCAGCACCGCGCUGACCCACUGGGUGGUCCUGGUGGGCUCGCUCAACCUGCUCUUCUUCUUCUUCCUGCCCUGGGUGGAGUUCUGGAGCAAGAGGGGCUCGCUGACGGAGGGCGUGGAGAAGAACUUCUCCAAGCUGGGCACCACGGUGGUGCUGUGCAUGUUCACGCUGCUCUACGCCUGCAUCAACGUCUUCUGCUGGUCGGCCGUGCAGCUGGACCUCACGCACCGGGAGCUGAUCGAGCGGCGGCAGGGCUGGGGCCGGCUGGCCCUGUACUACUCGGCCCGCUUCGUGGAGAACUUCCUCCUCAUCACGCUCUGGUACUUCUUCAAGUCGGACUUCUACGAGUACGUGUGCACGCCGCACCUGGCCGUGCAGCUGCUCAUCUGCUACAGCCUGGCCGUGCUCUUCAUGCUGCUCUUCUACCAGUUCUUCCACCCCUGCCGGCGCCUCUUCAAGCACAACGUCCACGACUGCCUGCGCUGCGUCUGCUGCCACAAGGCGGGGAGGCGGGGGGGGGCGGCCGCCCCGCCUCCGCCGUCCUACUCCACGGCCGGCACCAUGGUGCUGACCGCCGAGGAGCCGCUGGAGCUGCUGGAUCCCCAGAACUCCCACCGCUCCGACCCCGGCGGCCGGCCGGCGGAGCGGGAGACGGCCAUCGUUGAAGGCAUGAUGGAGGCAGCAUGAGAGCCGGAGACUGGGUGUCUUUUGUUUGUUUGUUUUUUUUGUUUUU